AUGGCUCACCUAAUUCGACACAAGCUCAGCAACAAGCUGACCAAUGCGGCCCACACGGUGUCCAACAAAUCUCAGGCCAAGGUCAGCGGGGUGUUCGCCCGGCUGGGCUUCCAGGCCGCCACGGACGAGGAGGGUUUGGGUUUCGCUGAGUGCGACGACUUGGAUUAUGACUACAGGCAAGGGAUGCAGAUGGAUGUCCUUCAGGGAGACGAGGAAGGGGGAGACGUGGAGGGAGAAGGGGAGCUUGAUGGAGACAGCCACUACCAGAGGGACGGCACCGGUCCGAGGCCCUCGUCCCUGAAGACAGGAGGCUCCCUGGAUGAGGACAAACCCAAAAUCACGUCAUGGGAAGCGGGCUGGAACGUCACCAACGCCAUUCAGGGCAUGUUCGUCCUCGGUCUGCCGUACGCCAUCCUCCACGGCGGCUACCUCGGUCUCUUCCUCAUUAUCUUCGCGGCUGUGGUGUGCUGCUACACCGGAAAAAUCCUCAUCGCGUGUCUGUACGAGGAGAACGAGGACGGCAUAAAAGUGCGCGUGAGGGAGUCCUAUGUGGACAUCGCCAACGCCUGCUGCGCGCCCCGCUUCCCCGCACUGGGCGGUCACGUUGUGAACGUGGCUCAGAUCAUCGAGCUGGUCAUGACCUGUAUUCUUUACGUCGUGGUCAGCGGAAACCUGAUGUACAACAGUUUCCCGGGGUUCCCAGUCUCCCAGAAAGCCUGGUCCGUGGUGGCCACGGCCGCGCUCCUGCCGUGCGCCUUCCUGAAGAACCUCAAGGCCGUGUCCAAGUUCAGCUUCCUCUGCACCCUGGCUCACUUUGUCAUCAACAUCCUCGUGAUCGCCUACUGCCUCUCCAGGGCGCGCGAGUGGGCCUGGGAGAAGGUCAAGUUUUAUAUCGAUGUGAAGAAAUUCCCCAUCUCCAUCGGCAUCAUCGUGUUCAGCUACACCUCCCAGAUCUUCCUCCCGUCCCUGGAGGGAAACAUGCAGAAGCCCAGCGAGUUCCACUGCAUGAUGGACUGGAGUCACAUCUCUGCGUGCGUCCUCAAGGGCCUCUUCGCCCUGGUGGCCUACUUGACGUGGGCAGACGCCACCAAAGAGGUCAUCACGGAUAACCUGCCGUCAACCAUCCGGGCUGUGGUGAACAUCUUCCUCGUCGCUAAGGCGCUAUUAUCUUACCCGCUGCCGUUCUUUGCUGCAGUUGAGGUUCUGGAGAAAUCCUUGUUCCAGGAUGGCGGGAGAGCCAUGUUCCCAGACUGCUACGGCCCCGGUGGGCAGUUAAAAUCAUGGGGUCUGGGCCUCCGAGUUCUCCUGGUGGUCUUCACCUUGCUCAUGGCAGUGUUUGUCCCCCAUUUCGCCCUCCUUAUGGGUUUAACUGGGAGCCUCACCGGCGCCGGCCUGUGUUUCCUGUUGCCAAGCCUCUUCCACCUGAAGCUCCAGUGGAGGAAUCUCCUGUGGCACCACGUGUUCUUCGACGUUGCCAUUUUUGUUAUUGGGGGCAUUUGCGCCAUAUCUGGCUUCAUCCACUCAGUCGAAGGGCUCAUAGAGGCGUACAGGUACAAUAUCCACGACUGAGAGCUCCAGAGAUGGCCUUUAUUGAAUGGUGAUGUCCUAAAAAUGCCGAAAAUCUCCGGCAGGGUUGUCAUGACGCAGACCUUAUCAAAACAUCAUGUUGACCACUUGACAUAGGAGCUCAUGAGGAGGAUUAUUUGUGUGAAAUGUAACAUCUUUUUAUUUUGCCUUCGUGAUAAUGUGCAAUAAUAAACUCUACAAUCAUAGUGUAAAGUAGUCUUCUCAUUCCAGAAAACAUGUUUUAUUAACUGGACAGAGGGACACAACCUCCGCAUGAAGAGGGGGGUGAUUAUAUAUGCGGGCAUUAACAGGUCUGUCCAGGUAUCAAGUCUUCAUGCAAAAGUUGUCUAAGAUCCAGUAAAAAAAAAUGGGUCUAACUGUGAGUGUGUACGUGUUUAUAUCUGGGGAAUGAAAUAUGUGAAAAACAUUGGAGUGAAUAUGUUAUUACUGGUAUUUGAGCUGCUAGAUAUAUCAUUAAUCCCACUUCAGAGAAAAUAUAAGA
This is a messenger RNA of Thunnus maccoyii (southern bluefin tuna), 2068 nucleotides long. RefSeq names its product vesicular inhibitory amino acid transporter-like. NCBI's taxonomy places the organism in Eukaryota, Metazoa, Chordata, Actinopteri, Scombriformes, Scombridae. Gene Ontology annotation, biological process: amino acid transmembrane transport. Gene Ontology annotation, cellular component: vacuolar membrane. Gene Ontology annotation, molecular function: amino acid transmembrane transporter activity. The transcript is spliced from 2 exons. Bases 1 to 1569 code for a protein of 522 amino acids. The record is from RefSeq and is a predicted model, not a curated record.